AUGGCUACCAAGACCGCAACGAAGAAGGCUGCGCCAAAGCCGAACAUGAAAGCCCCUCCACCGAAGAAGACCGCCGUCCAAACUACACUUACACCAGCCGACUUUGCGAAGAAGUCGCCCGCCAGCAAUGGCAGGAAACAGAAGCCGACCGGCACGCCAAAUGGCAACAUCAUGGCAUUCUUCAAGAAGGCUGAGGAGAUCAACAGCCGUAUAUUCCUGCAAGAAAGAGGGUCAAAUCCAACGAUCGUGCUCGAUGGCGACGAAGACGAUGUGGGUUGGAGCGACGAGAAGAGCAAUGGCGUCAUGACUACAGACAACGAUGAAGAGCGCUAUAAUGAGAACGGCGGGAGCGUUAAAAGGCGAAAAGUCAGUGAAGAGGCGGUAGCACCUGUGCCAGCCUGUUCACCUCCACCCGCUGAUAUGGAAAGCAACGCUUUGGACGCAUUGGCAGCCGAUGCUCCCAAGCAAGCGCCAAAGCUGCGGAAGAAGUCUGGACCCUUCGUAGACGAUUCAGAAUCCGAAGACGAUGAUGUAGAAAUACCUGCAACAACUCCAGGUAUGGCUGCACGAGGACAAAAUAACGAGUCGCCAAUUACUAAACCAACGGAGGAUCCGUUACCCCCAGAUAGUGUCAAAGACCAGAUUCCCCGCGAACCCCCACCGCUGAAAUCCGAGCCCAUCUCUCAACACGGCGGCGAAGACUUGAACGAAUACGAAGAUCUAGAAGAUGACGAUUUGCUUGAAGGCGAAGAAUACGAUGAAAGACGAUGGAUGAAGGAACAACAAAAGCUGAAGAUGGAGGAGGCAGGCUUCGAGGGCGAUCCGGACGAGUUCGAUGCUCCACCUCUGUUUCCAGAAAGCGAUACCACCGAGAUCAAGCAGGAAGAGCCAAACGCCAAAGAUACACCCUCAUGUCCAAUAUGCGGCAACAAUCUCCCAGGCCUGUCGGAACAGGAUGUAUCGGUGCACGUCAAUGCAUGCUUAGAUGGCAAUCCACUCCCGCUACCUGUUGCGAACCCUCAGGAAGACAGCGAGCCGACUACAAUGAGCAAAGCGAAGGCCUUUAAAAGACCAGGCAGGCCAGCUAAGCCGGGUCAAGCAAACCCCUUUCAGCUUGCCAAGCCCAGUGCUCAGCCGAACUCAGCUUUUUCGAAGCUCAUGGCCGGUCAUGCUGAGGAUGCUGCGUGGGCAUCCGCUGCGGCGGAGAACAACAAAUCUCGCGGCAAGCCUGCCUACGAACGUACCUGCCCGUUCUACAAGAUCAUGCCGGGCUUCUUCAUUGCUGUGGACGCGUUCCGCUACGGGGCCGUCAAAGGCCAGAACGCGUACUUCCUCAGUCAUUUCCACAGCGAUCACUACAUCGGACUGACUUCGUCAUGGAAACACGGGCCAAUAUACUGUAGCAAAGUGACUGGCAAUUUGGUACGACAGCAGCUUCGUGUGGACCCCAAGUGGGUGGUUGAUCUAGACUUUGAGAAGAAGACAGAAGUGCCAGGAACGGAGGGCGUUCAUGUCACGAUGAUCUCCGCGAACCAUUGUCCUGGUAGCUCUCUUUUCUUGUUUGAGAAGGAGCUUGGCAAGGGCAAGAGCCUAAGACUACAGCGAGUCCUACAUUGUGGAGACUUCCGUGCAUGUCAAGCACAUAUUGAACACCCACUGUUGCGACCAGACGUCUUGGAUGCUGUGAGUGGAAAGAACCGACAGCAAAAGCUAGACGCUUGCUACCUUGAUACCACCUACCUGAAUCCCAAAUACGCUUUUCCACCUCAGAAGCAAGUUAUUCAGGCUUGCGCAGACAUGUGCGUUAGCCUCAGCAAGGUCCGUGCGGACGACUCCGAUGGGUGGGAGAAAAUGAAAAGAGAACGCGCGGGCCAAGGCAUGGUCCAGUUCGUUCGGAAAGACGCCAAUACAGACAACGCAGGCGAACCCAAAAGUCCUGAACGAGGUCGACUUCUCGUUGUCGUCGGCACAUACAGCAUCGGGAAGGAGCGCAUAUGCACUGGCAUUGCAAAGGCUCUGGGAAGCAAGAUCUUUGCGCCGGCCAACAAACAACGCAUUUGCAAGGCUCUCGAGGACCCCGAACUGGACGCACUGCUUACGACCGAUCCCCGCGCAGCCCAAGUACAUAUGACCCCGCUGUUCGAGAUCCGAGCGGAGACUCUAGACGACUACCUGCGCGACUAUGCUGAUACGUUUUCGCGCGUUGUCGGCUUCAGACCCUCAGGCUGGAACUAUCGCCCACCAAAGGGUCGCUUUACCGAAUCGCCCCAAGUACAAACCGUACUGCAUUCGGAUAACUGGAGGAGUACUUUUGCUAUGAAAGACCUUACCCCGCAAGCCGGGAGUGGAAAUCGAGCAAGCUGCUUCGGUGUGCCGUACAGUGAGCACAGCAGCUUCAGAGAGUUAACUAUGUUUUGCUGCGCUUUGCAUAUCGACAAGAUUAUUCCAACGGUCAAUGUGGGUAGCGCGAAGAGCAGGGAGAACAUGAAGGCUUGGUGCGAUAGGUGGGCAGCGGACAAGAAGAAGAACGGGCUUUUCAAGCUAGGUGAGGACGGUGAGGGCUGGUCAUAG
This is a messenger RNA of Alternaria atra, 2571 nucleotides long. RefSeq lists its product as uncharacterized. Bases 1 to 2571 code for a protein of 856 amino acids. Gene Ontology annotation, biological process: protection from non-homologous end joining at telomere; double-strand break repair via nonhomologous end joining; interstrand cross-link repair. The transcript has a single exon. NCBI's taxonomy places the organism in Eukaryota, Fungi, Ascomycota, Dothideomycetes, Pleosporales, Pleosporaceae. Gene Ontology annotation, molecular function: 5'-3' DNA exonuclease activity; damaged DNA binding. The record is from RefSeq and is a predicted model, not a curated record.